UAGUAAGUGAUUUUGAAAUUUUCAAACGUAACGAGUUAGAUGAUCGAUUGACCACUGGAACCAUGGAAAUGUUAAUGUCCGUGUCCAUCUUGAUCGUGAUACUGUCACCGCUAGGAAAUACGUCUCCAGCAUACAGCAAUGAAAGAAAUGAUAACGGCUACUCAAGUACCAACUUACCGUCCAACUUGAGCGGAUUUGAAAGGAAUAUUGAAGAGGCCAGCGAGCCGCUUCCCGUACGGUCAAGUCCUGCUGGAAAUGUUGAAGAAAUAGAGAAGUUCGAAAGGAGAGAAAUCGAACAAUUGAAGAAUUUAGAAUCGCUGAGCCGGAAAGUUCGAUGUAAAUAUCCACGAAGCUCCUGGAAAACUAGACUUGGAAAAAAGCUCGCAGGCGGCCCGGUAAAACCGCUCAAGAACACUUCCUCUGUCGGAUCCACCUUCGCCGAGCGUCGCAUCGGAAACGUUAAAAAAAAAAAAAAUUUGCGAAAAGCUCCGUUAGCGAAUACGAGAAUUCCCCCGAAUACAUUGAGAGCUUCAAAAACAACGAAGCGCGAAAAUGAACAAGGAGCUCAAGGAACAGUGAUGCUGCAACCACGCCUUGGAGAUAAUUUUCUUUUAACCAAUAAGGAUCCAAACACAGCGAAUGAUCGAGCUCCAAAAAAUAACGUUUGUCAGUAUUCCGGAGGAAACGAUAAGUCAACGAGACUCGCAUCUCAUGCCCCCUCCGAGGCAAAAAGUGUUGCAGAAAUGCUCCUUAAGACUGGGCAUAACGAGCAGAAGAUGCAAGAAAAAUCAAUGGAGGUCAAUGAUCCGGAGGAUGCGCAUCAACCUCAAGACAGUUCAUUUCCGCAGAUUCCCAAACAACAAUCAACCGUUUCGAAGAGAUUAGCAGAAAAUCCUAUUUCAUUUUGUCUUCCAGAACCAACGAUAAUCAGUGAACCAAUGAAAAUUGGCAUUCCACUAAAUGCAAAUCAAGAACCAAACAUUUUUUACCUGCAGAAUGGCAAAUGGUCUCCCGAGCGAAACUCGCCAGAUUUUACGAACAACAGAGAGAUGAGACCAGAAAAAUAUUCGCCAUUUGGAGUCAAUCAAAAUGUCCGUGCUUCGGACCUGAGCUCUUAUAAUGCACAAGAAUAUAUUCCACAGCGAAAAUACACCAAAAAACCUGUGUACCAGGACACUUUAGUAGAGAGCGCCAUCGAGUUAGAUCAAGCUUCUUCCCCUCGUGACGGAGAAUUUGGACCCCUAGGAUACAGCGGAGGUUCACCGCCGAAAAAUAAGAAGGAAUUGGAGGAAUGCAUCGAAUUAUACGGCCUCGAACAUUGCAUCCCGAUAUCCGGAGAUUCCCGGAGUUUCGCCUUACACAAUUUAGGAUACGAUGCUUUGUAUGAGAACCCAAGAAUCGACUCACGAUACCCUGGCAAAACAAGUCCAGCAAUCGCAGACCCAUCCAAAGGUGGAUUCAAUCAAUGGGAUUAUCCGACGAGACUUUUCGAGCCUGAGAAAUUCGGCAGUAGCUACUCGGUUCUUGGGCCCAUCGAAGUUAAUGGAAUAACCUUGGAUCUUACUGCACCAAAGCCUGAGUUCCAAUCUCCCGUUCAACCUCCGAUCUCAUCGUUCCAAUUGGGCAAACAGAAACCUACCAGUGAACGAGAUAACAAGGAUCAAAACUCUCAUUUUUCAGCCACCGUCAAAUACGAUUUUGUUAAUGCGGAAGAACAUCAAACCACACCAAAUUCGAGUGAACACUAUUUUGAUGCCUCAACGCCAUCUAGUCACCGUGGACAAGACAUUGAUCGAGUCUCCGACGAUCAAGCGACUGAGGACUACGGAAAUGUUGGCAACGCAUCGGAAGAAAAUGGACAUACAACAUCGCUUUCAGAAGUCGUUGUUACCGGGUAUCCUGAAAUGAGUAAUCGAGUAUUAGAAACGUACCAAUCUGCUCAGGAUCAGUCAUUGGAUCGUCACGAAAAUGUUGAGAUGGAAUCAGUCGAUUCUCACGCAAAUAAUCGCCUCAUUGAUGACGUUACACAAGGACACGACAAAGCCAAAGAUUUUUCUGAGGAAGUGGCACAUGGGCAAGGAGGCAUCAACUCAGAGGAAAGAAUCACAACACCUUACAAUUACGUGGCAGAACAAAAUCAAAUGGUAGAUUUUCACGUUCGUUCCGACGAUGUCACAAAGUCUUCGGAAAAAAUGGCAAAACAAGAAUUAACCUCAGCCAUUACUGAUGCGAAAGAAGACGAAGAUGAAUCCGGUACGGCGAUCGCUGAAGAAGAUCCGAAGAACCUUUCGGAAUCAGAAGAAGAUCAGCAGUCAGCAGUGAAUUCUGAAAGUUAUCGAUCGCUCGAUCAAAAUACACUUCCGAUCGAUCGCGACAAGUACUCCGAAGGAAAAACGACCAGCCUAACGACGAACUCCGCAGAAAGGAUCUCCCCUGGAACCUCUGAAGAUAACGAAGACGGCGUUUCGCUCGAAAAUCCUGACAACAAAGUACCUCAGCACGUGAAUGUAGCCGCGACAGACGUAAGUAGCUCAAAUAAUGUUGAAGAAAGUCACAACGCAUCGGAGGAAGAUGAAGACACUACCGAUUCGGAAUCAAUUCUUGGCCAGACCGAUGAGACCGUCGAUGAAAAUGAAGAUACUUUGGAGUAUGGGACAAAGAUACUCUCCGACUUGGAGUCUUUGAAGGCCGAAACUCAGGCGACCAACCAGAGCCGCGAUGCAUUGCAACAUCAAUAUGGCAGUGAGUUAACGUCGGAAGAUGAGAAAAUCUUGGAAACAUUGCUCGGCAAAGCAGUGCGUGAUUUCAAAAAAGUAGCGUCCUCUAAUUCCUCGAAAAGCGUAUCCACGUCGGAUCAACUAAGGGUGACUGAUGAAAUGGCAAUCGCGCGGAGGCUUCUUCUCGUACCGGAUGUCCAGCAUCUUGCACUGCAGGACGCAAGACUUUUUAUUUCCGACAUGGAUGACUUGAUGAAGUUCGGCCUGUCAACGGCCCGGGUAGCGGAUGACAUUAUUGCUGUUCUUGUAAAAAAUAUGUUGGACAGCUUGGCAACUUCGAUCGAACCUAAUCUGCUGCCAGUUCCGGAGGUGGCAGAGCCAUUGCGGUCGAUUGGUCAGGCAACGCUUUCGAACGCACAGUUAAAAGAAUACGUCACAAAUCUUAUAAAAACGUCUGGAGUCACAGCUGAGGAAGUCAAAUCCGAGACCACGGAAAACAUUCUUUACAGAACGAUUGAACACUCGUUGACGAAUGCCGGAAUAAAAGUAAAUAAGAUGCAAAUUUGGGAGACCCUGAAAAGUGCUAUUUCCGAAUUACAAAAGCCUGGUAAAAGUUCAAUCAAAAAUCGAGCGGUUGACGAACAAGUAUCUUUGAUCCACACUACCGAAACACCGAAUCCGGGAACUAAAAAGCUUCCGCUUAUAGCAGUCAGAGAACGGGCUUUCAAAAACGGACGUUGGAUAGACAAAAACACUUUUCUCAGCAGUCAAAGAAAUCCCAACGAGACAAAAGAAUCGCCCAGCACCAGUUCCACGAAAAAAGGGAAAUAUGAUUUGGAAGUCACGACUAGGCAAAUGGACCGUGAACUUCUAGCUGACCCUGGAAGGAACAUGAGCGAACAACUCAACCCGGAUGAUCCCAAUCCAGGAAUGGAUGCAGGAGGAAUCAGUGCUCCGACUGAGGCGACUGUUGGAGAGGCUCUGUCAGCGAGGAACGAAUCGAGAGCUAGCGAUCGAGACGAUGAAAAGAUUCCGAUUAAGUUUUAUUCGCCGAGAGAUCGAAUAUUGGCGUACAGGAAAAAAAUUCAAGCUCCUAAAGUAACGUUCAAGUUGAAAGAAAAAACGACGGUUUCUCCUCGCACUGCCAGCGCACAAAUUAAAGACACUUCGUCCCCAGCUGUCUCAGUGGUCCAAAAAUUUCCUCCAACUCACAAUGUGAACGAGGUUUCAAAGGCUUUCAGUGAAUCUCAAACAGCACCGGCAUCAAACCGAAAUCUAUCGACGAAUGAGAAAUUUGAGCAGAAACCAGGUUGCUCGAGCAGCUUCGAGCCCGCCAAAAAUACUGAGAAGAUCGAUGAAGAUAGUCUCGGCAUUGUGAAUCUUGGUACUGCUACUGAGUACAGCCCAACGACAGAUUACGAGGAAAAUUUAGUGACCGCAAGAAACAAGGUCGAUUCAACAACGACGAUGAAGGAUGAUUCCGUUAAAACAAUGAGAAAACUUCAGAAAAACGUAGAGAAAAGGAACCGAAAAAUGUCCACCGAACGAGUCGGUUUCUCGCGAAAUAAAAUCUCAAGUAAAAAAAAAUCAUCUGCGAUCGAACAAUCGACUGUCGCAGCCCCGGAAUACGAUCCAACGUACUUCGGAAAGAUAACUCCGAACGCGGCUGACUUUCCCAGUGAAAAAAUGUCCGAUCUGAUGCACACAGACUUAUUUUACGUCGGCGAUGGGGUUAAAAUUCCGUUGAAACUUGAGAAAAUGUCUGACGGCUCCUGGGGACUCUCGAUAUCCGAGAAUAUUUGUGGCAAUAUCGUCAAACAGAAGUGUCCACGCUGCAUACCGAACGAAGGAGAAAUUGUGGAAGACAAAAGACCCUCGAAAAAAGGCACAAGCAGCAGCGAGACUGCCACACCAAGUGAGAUAGAAAAUCAUCAUUUCGUCCCUGAUGAAAUUGGCACUCUGGAUCCCGUUGAUGGUCCGAAAGAGCGUCGCACUCGCUCGUUUCCGACUACCAAUGCGUCACCUGUCACCGAAUUCGUUGAAAGAUACAAUCUGACACUCAAUCCGGAAGAUGUUGCGGCGUCUUCACAAUUCCGGCAAAAUUCGACCGAGCAAACCAGCAACAUGGAAACUUCGAAAUCCAAGGAGGACGCAAAAGUCUUAAGUACGACAGCGAUUUCGACACUCCUCGGGAAUUCAGACUCGAACGUGUCUGGCGAUGAUUCUACCGGUCGUUCAACCAAUCCGAACACUGCACAAAUACUCGAGUCCACGGCGGGGUAUCCGGACAUCGUCGGAGCAAAACAUUCGGAAAUUCAGGCUCCGUGGGAAGAUCGAAUUGACAGAGUCAUUGAAAAUCCUGUCGAUGACUCGGCACAUUUCAAUUCCGCACAAAAUUUCAGCCACUCGGAGGAUGAUCGGAUCACUGUGGAACCUGAACUCUCCAUCUUCACGAACGUUGGAAACGAGACAGAAACAACAGUGAGUUGGAAUUCCAGCUCAAUGAAUUCCGGAACUUCGCGAGAACUCGGAUCCGUGCUAGAGUAUCGCGAUGAUUUUAAGGCAAUUCCUGAUGUAGAUGAAAAUGAAAAUGACCAAAGUACUGAAGGUCCUGUCAAUGAUUCCUCGCACUCGAAUUUUGGACAAAAUCUUAGCCACCCAACAAACUACGAGGACAUCGCAGAACCAGAACUCUCAGAAAUCGAUAGCAUCUCCCAACUCCAAAACACGGAAAUGGAUCCGCAUCGUAUUGAUGAGCCAAUAACUUAUAAUAAUGCACAACAUUUCGGGCCUGUGAUUGAACAUCAGGACGUCAAAGAACUGGAGCUUCAGGAAGUCACCUCCGUACCUGGAACCGGAAGCACCAAGAUCGUGGAGAAUUCUCAUUCCUCGAGAACCAAUCGAGGGUUGCCGGAACUCCCGAAAACCGAAAAUAUUUUUCAAGCUAAAAAAGCCAAAGUUAUGGGUCGUUGGUCGUGGGUCCACGAUUUAAUGAAUUCCAAUUUACAAGCCUCUGCACUAAAACCCAACGUCAUUACGAAUCCUGGAAACAUCGACGAAUCGGUACUCGAGAAAACUCACAAUGUAGUUAAAGCUGAACAUGCCAAAGUCGUGGAAUACCCUGUCGAUGGCACUGUAGAUUUCAAUUCCCCGCAACUCGUUAGCACCACGACGAACUGUCAGCCAACCAUCGAACCGGAACAUUCGGAAAUUAAGAGCGUUAUCCAAACCGAAAAAAUCAUUGUCGAGGAAAAAUUUGUUGACGAGGCGAUGCCUUCUGAAAAUACGAUUAUUGACGAGACGAGACUUUCGACAGUGAACAAUAAUUUCGAAGCUACUGACUUCAUAAGAAUUUCUAACGAUAGUUCAAACAAUUUCAAUUUUACUAAAAGUUAUGGCCCCGUGGAAGACGAUGAAGGAGUCCUCCGGUCGAAACUCCUGAAAAUCAACGAUCCACUGUACAGUGCCAAAGUCCAGGGGAACCUGGGUGACGAUUCGGAGAAUCCAAAUCCAUUAAAAGACCUCAAUCCGAUGAUGGACUAUCAGAAGAUUGCCGGAGCAAAAAUCCGAAAAAUCAAGAAUGUACGUCAGACCGAGAACUCCGCAGUUAAGCAUUCGAUCAACAGCCCAAAAAUUCUGAAUCUCGUACGUAACGACGAUUCGAGGAUGCAGCACGAAAAGUCUGAUGAACCCGAACACGAGAUUUCCAAGCAGAACCAGAAAAAAUCAAUCGAGUACGACGAUUAUGAUCUGACCGUGAUGACGAACGAAAUGCCGAAAUACGAUUACCAAAAGGACAAUCCAAUUUUAAAAAGAAUACGGUUUAUCAAGAAAAAACAAAUGGGCACGAAAUCUUACAGGUACCAAAAAUACAUUGAUGACGAAGCUCAAGAAAGGAUGGACGUUAUGACAACUGUAUUGCACUGGUUGAAAGAAGUUUUUUUUUAUCCCAACGCCCUUGAUGAUGAUUUGGCCUGAAUCAGCUCAGCAGGAGUAGCCGUGGGUGAAAAUCGCUUUUUUGUAAAUAAAUUCCAUGAGCCAGGAAUUCUAUAAACACCCUAUUUUCAUAUACAUUAGAAUAAGAUUAUUUAUUACCAUUUUUUAAUUUAUUUAUUUACUGUCUGUUUUUUAUGUACAAUCCAUUUCUCGAAUGAUCAGUUCUUCUUAUUUUACCUGUCGAUUCCAUUCUUUUUG
Messenger RNA from Venturia canescens, 6911 nucleotides. RefSeq lists its product as uncharacterized. Lineage: Eukaryota; Metazoa; Arthropoda; Insecta; Hymenoptera; Ichneumonidae. The record is from RefSeq and is a predicted model, not a curated record. The transcript is spliced from 3 exons. Bases 63 to 6695 code for a protein of 2210 amino acids.